This is a messenger RNA of Drosophila mauritiana, 468 nucleotides long. RefSeq lists its product as uncharacterized. NCBI's taxonomy places the organism in Eukaryota, Metazoa, Arthropoda, Insecta, Diptera, Drosophilidae. The record is from RefSeq and is a predicted model, not a curated record. The transcript has a single exon. Bases 1 to 468 code for a protein of 155 amino acids.
AUGCCUCCAGCUGGGCUGGCCCCUCGUCCUUCGCUUCAUAUCCUGUCAGGAGCUGACUUUUUCCUGUUGCCGCUGCUUCCUUCCUUCCUUUCUUCUGGCUCUUAUCUUCGUUUAACUUUCUACCAUGUUAUGGCCCGUUAUCUGUCUGCCCGUGUACGUGUCCUUCGUGUCGGUGUGUGUUCGGUUUCUAUGUGUGUGUGUGUGUAUGUGUGUGCUUCCUCGUCUCUGUUUGCAUUUUUGAGCAAAUCAAGUGAAAUUACAUUUUUCUAUGCGAUGCUCUUAAUGUUAUUUGCAUACGUAUCCUGCAGGCUACAAUAUUUACAAAUGAAUGCAGUCCGGUGCCGUUCGCUUGGUCCUUGGUCCUCGGUCCUUGGGGGCUUGGUCCUUUCGAGAAUCAGACAAGCGGCUGUUGAACCAACCACCUUAACUGCCCAACUUCCCAGCAGACCAACCGUCCAGCCGAACUAA